Molecule: messenger RNA, 3379 nt
Organism: Chinchilla lanigera (long-tailed chinchilla)
Lineage: Eukaryota; Metazoa; Chordata; Mammalia; Rodentia; Chinchillidae
Gene: Rmp64
Product: chromosome unknown open reading frame, human C3orf17
Exons: 9
Coding region: 81-1784 (567 amino acids)
Biological process (GO): positive regulation of Notch signaling pathway
Cellular component (GO): nucleus
Source: RefSeq, a predicted model, not a curated record
UGUCUCGUCUCCCCUCCGUCGGCCACACCACUUGGUCUCUCCCAGCUCCGCCUACCCCGGGUCCUCCCGUGAGGCGCAAGAUGGCUGCUGCCGCGGGGCCGGUCUCGGAGCCGUGGAACCGCGUGAGGAUCCCCAGGGCAGGGAGCCGCAGCACAGUGACAGCGAGGGACCCCAGCGCCGCCCUGAAACUUUGUAUAGCAGCUGUAAUUAAAGAAUGCCAUCUCGUCACACAGUCUCUGAGGAGCCAAACGUUAGAUGCAGAAACAGAUGUGUUAUGUUCGAUCCUUUACAGCAACCACAACAGAAUGGGCCGCCACAAACCCCAUUUGGCCCUCAAACAGGUUGAACAAUGUUUAAAACGUUUGAAAAAUAUGAAUUUGAAGGGUUCGAUUGAAGAUCUACCUGAGUUGUUUUCUUCCAAUGAAAAUCAGAGUGUAGCUACCAAAGUGUGUGUCAUCCCCAGCCAACCAGUGGUGGAGUUGGCGUUGAUGAAGGUUUUAGGGGCCUGCAAGCUGUUACUCCGCUUGUUGGAUUGCUGCUGCAAGGCAUUUCUUUUGACUGUGAAACACCUAGGAUUGCGAGAGUUCAUUAUUUUAAACCUUGUCGUGGUUGGGCUGGUGAGCAGAUUAUGGGUUCUCUAUAAAGAUGUUUUAAGAAGGUUGAUUUCUUUAUAUGAGCCAUUGUUUGUAUUGCUUCAAGAGGUCUCUAGGAUUCAACCCAUGCCUUACUUCAAAGAUUUUACCUUUCCAGCUGAUAUUACCGAAUUUCUAGGACAACCCUAUCUUGAAAUCUUUAAGAAAAAAAAGCCUACAGCUUUUGCAGCUAAAGGAGUAACUAAGUUGCUAAAUAAACUAUUUUUGAAAAAAGAACAAUCACCAGGAUCCAGUGAAGACACUUCACUUAGAAUUGCCCAAAAGGCUAAACAAAUGACAAUCAAUGUACAGAAUAAUGUGGAUCUUGGACAGCCAGUCAAGAAUAAGAAAGUCCUCAAAGAAAAGUCAUCAGGAUUUGAUGUGAGGGCUUUCUGCGAACAGCUGAAACACAAAGCUAUUCAGGAGACCAGCUUUGAAUCUGUAUCUUCUCAAUCCAAACUAAAGACAACCAAACGUUCUUCUCGGAAAAUGAUAGGAUCUCUGCAUGCCAAAAGUUUUGUACAAAGAUUCCGAGAGGCCAGAACUUUCAUACAACUUUCUGAAGAAAUCCAAGUGGCAAUUGUAUGGUGCAGGACCAAAAAACUCAAGGCUCAGGCCACCUUUCUGGCUAACAAACUUCUUAAAAGUAACCGGCUUAAACAUGUAGAAGCUCAAGGUUAUAGUUUGCCAAAGAAACUAGACUGCAUAAAAACAUCUGUUUGCAACUGCCUUCUUCAUGGCUCAGGUAACAAAACUUCAAAGCAUCAUCUGAGGCAAAGAAGAUCACAAAAUAAAUUUUUACUAAGAAAAAGGAAACCACAGAGAAAGUGGCAGUCAACUCUUUUAAAGGAAAUUCAGCAGUUCCCUCAAGAACCUCUGAAGAGUGCUGUGGACACCAGUACUAAGAGGAGUCUCUCAUACCGCACAGUUCAGAGAACUGAUCACUGCCCCAAUAGUAAGCAGCUCCUGAGCAGCAGACUUGCAAAACCUGCCACACAAAGUCAGGAGAAUCAGAGUCAUGGAAGUCUUACAGGAAGCAGUGAAAGUCAAACUGAUUCAUGGACAAAGAUGCACAUAAGCAAACAAAAUACGCCAGGACCUGUUCAAGAGACAGAUGACAUUGAUGACAUUUUUGCUUUAAUGGGAGUGUAGAUGUGCACAUGUGAGACUUAAGCAGUUAACAAACUGGCCCAUUGUUGUGCUGUUUUAAGUGCAGCUGCUGAGAUCUUGAAAUACUACUGCUUAGGCUCAGAGAGGAGCUGCUUCCAUGCAACAUCCCAUAAGAGUUCAUGUCAGUUCAGGAAGCAUUUGUAGUAGCUUGGUAUCAUUUCAUCACCAAAUACUUAUUUGGCUUUGACUGUGUGCCAGGUGCUGAGAUAUAGUGUUGCAGAAUGUCUUUGGAAGUAGAUGGAAUUCCUUAACUGAGACUGGUAGGUCCCUGAAAAAUUAAUAAUUUUAUAAUUUAUCAGCGAAUUAAGAUGUAAUAAAUGAGUUUGCCAAAAGCUUCUGUGCCUUAAACAGGGAGUGAGGUGAGGGAGUAGCAAGGAGACUCCCAGAGGGUGGCUUUAGCUUCAUCAGCACCAUCAGGAAGGUCCACUUGGGAACACCAGUGUUUGUAGCUUCCGAUGGUGCUAUCAUCAGAAGAACUCAAGUUUUGCUGUGGUAAUUAUAUUACCAGAGACUGGUUAUAACCACUUUCUCUUAAUUUGUUCACUUUAUGUCCGGAGGACAUUGAAUGUGUUUUCAAAUGAUGAUGUGAAGUCUGAAGAAUAUUUUAAAUGUUUAAGCUUAAGUAGAAUUAUGUAAAUAAGCUUCCAUAAUAAUUGUCUUAAAUUUUAUGUUGUUACAGACUUAGAGAAAACAGUACUGUAGUAUAUAAUGCAUCCUCCUUUUCUUUGGUAAUCUUUAUAAGCCGUUGCCCUUUCUGCUUGCUUUUUGUAUUUUCUUACCUAUCCCAGUGGUUCUUGAACUGGUACAGAGUCACCUGGUCAGUUGUUUAAAAACAGAUUCCUAGUCUCUCCCCAGAGAAAUAGAGGACUAGAGGAUGGGACUGAAGUUCUGCAUGUCUGUUUUAACAGGAGUCCAGGUGAUUUUGAUGCAAGUGGCUCAAAAUCCAGAGUUAGCACGAAAAGUGGUUUAGCUUCUCUCCUGAAGCCUUGUCAGACAUCCUGUUUUCAGCAGUUCUUAAUCUCCAAAUCUAAAAUCUGAAACUUUUGAGCACAAACUGUUCAAGAAGUUACAGAUUUUGGAACAUUUCUGAUUUCAGAGUUGAUCUGGGAUGCUUAAUCAGUAAAGCCUAGGCUGAUACUCAUUCCAAAAUUUGAAACACUUCCGGUCUCAAGCAGCUUGGAUUAAGGAUAAACCUAGUAUUAGGUGCUCAGUUUAUUUAAAACAGCAGUAUAUAUGACCUGUUUUUUAAAACUUGGUCUUCCUACUUCUGCUCUCCCUGAUCCAAAUCCAGCGUUCACCUGAAGGUGAACGAUUCCAGUGUGAAAUGAAUGGCACCUCCAACACAUAACCAAUUUGUUGAUUCACAAACCAACAUUUUAUCAAGAAUAAUUCUUUUAAUAGUCAAAUAAGGACUCAAAAAGAUUAAUUACAGGCAUACAUACGAGCUUUUAUUCUUCAACUUACCUAUCUGUUUAACAGAGAAACAGCUUUUUACUUGUCCUUUUUAAUAUUAAAAAAAAAAUGAUAGACAUUUUCAAGUUAAAAGCCCAAUAAAUAAAACGGCAAACCUUUCUCUA